AUGUAUAGUUACACAAAAGAUGUUUACAAAAUACCAUUUGAAGUUGCUCUGGAUAGAGCAGGUUUCGGUUUAUACAGCUACCUGGUGUGUGCGCUAACUGGUCUCGUCAUACUAUCAUUUACUUGUAUAGUGUACGGCACCAUGAUACUGGUGCCUACGAGCGCCUGCGAACUGGAAACAACCUCAGCACAACAAGGGCUGCUAGCAUCUGCACCUCUUGUGGGAACGAUCGCCGGUGGCGUUCUAGGCGGGUACUUGGGGGACACCCGAGGUCGGAGGAACACGUUACUCAUGACCCUGUUCCUCGGCGCGGUCACCAACGCACUCAUCAGCAUAUCAGUCAAUUGGAUCAUGAUGAUCGUUAUGCAGUUUAUCGCUUCUUUCCUGGUGUCUGGAAACUUCUCACUCGCCCUGACACUCCUGAGUGAGAGUGUCCCCAUGACCAAGCGAAAUUUGCUCAUGCUACUGGUAUCUAGCAUUUUCGUUCUCGCCCAAGGACUCAUGUCAGUUGUGGCGAUUCCUAUAAUACCACUAAGUUUCUCAUACUACCUGCCUUCGCUUGGCAUUUAUUGGAAUUCGUGGCGUACGUUGGUGGUCAUCUACUCGCUUCCGGGUCUUAUCAGCAUGUGUUGGCUGAGUCUGAUGAAAGAGAGCCCCAAAUUCGUGUUCUUGAAGGGCAGCGAACAAGAAGCUAUUGAGAUACUGAAGUUCAUUCACGGAAUGAACAAUAAGAAAGGUCAGAAAUAUGAGGUGUAUGGACUUCAAAAAGAGAAAAGCCUAAUUACAGACAGAUCGAAGAGAGGUCAAAUAUUGCCACUGUUCAAACGGCCCUUCCUCAAAUACACCGUUAUAUUGAUUGUACUCAACCUCUUACAAGUUGUGGGGCCAUUCAUAGUAUGGCUACCGACCAUUGCCAACCAAUUCAUAAUCAUGUUCAGAACAGGGGAAGCUAUGGAUCUCACGCUGUGUGGUGUUAUAGCACUUGAUCUUGACGCGAUAUCUCAUGCAGAUGUUACUACACCCUGUGGUUUAAAUGAAACUGCGCUGCUGAUUGUAUUGAGUGUAGGAGUCGGACAAUCAUUAGUCAACACAAUUAUAAGUGUGAUUGUAAACAAAACUGGUCGCCGCAUUAUCGUCAUAGCAAUAACAGCCGUAUGCGGUUUAUGUGGGAUUCUUGUGAACCUGGUGCCCCACGCCAUCAUCAGCGUCGUGUUGUUUGGAGUCUUCCUGCUUGGCAUCCUCGUGAUAGGGCUGUAUGCUGCUAUUGUCGUUGCCUUAUUUCCUACACACUUAAGAGCAUUGGCUGUAGCUGUGACGGCAACAGGGAGUCAACUGGGGUCAGUUGUUUUAAUACAAAUCCUGAACUGGAUGCUCACAAGUAAUUGCGAAAUCGCCUUUUACUUGUUUUCAGGACUGUUUGCCUCAUCAGCAGUGGUGGCAUCAUUUCUACCUGAUGACCGGCUGUUCGCCCGACGGCCGUCCCCUCGCAAGGACAUUGAAACAACAAAAUUCUGA
Molecule: messenger RNA, 1515 nt
Organism: Achroia grisella
Lineage: Eukaryota; Metazoa; Arthropoda; Insecta; Lepidoptera; Pyralidae
Product: probable metabolite transport protein CsbC
Exons: 11
Coding region: 1-1515 (504 amino acids)
Biological process (GO): transmembrane transport
Cellular component (GO): membrane
Molecular function (GO): transmembrane transporter activity
Source: RefSeq, a predicted model, not a curated record